UGGCUGGAGGUCUGUGGACACAUGACCGGGCUCUAUCUUUCUGAGCCUCUGUUCUUGCUCCAUCCAAAGAGACAGCAGCAUGAACUCUGCCUCUUCCCUAGAGCCUGGAGGGAUGAGGGAGAAGAACAGAGAAGGCCCCUCCUGUGCAGGGAAGCUUGGGGUUCCCAGCCUCUUCCCUGCUGCAUGUGAACUUCUGUGAGGGGCCAUGGAACGCGGGAAGAGGAGGUGUUCGUGUGCAGCGUCUGUGGCCAGGGAAGGGGUCUGAGCCUGGGUGAUGCUGAAGAUGAUGACCUUCUUCCAGGGCCUUGUGCCAGAGACUCUCGGCACCCCUGGAGACCGCGCCAAACCGCAGUCUUCGUCGGAGUCCGAGGCCUCCAUGUCAGAGGCGUCCUCGGAAGAUCUGACCCCGGCCCCGGAGGCCGGGGCGGCCCCCGACGGGGAGGCGGAAGGGGCUGCCAAGAAGAAGUCAAAAGGACUGGCCAACAUGUUCAGCGUCUUCACCAAGGGGAGGAAGAAGAAGAAGAAGAGGGAGGAGAGUCAGCCUAGCCCCGCAGAGCCGGAGAACGAGCCCAAGCCGGAGCCAGAGCUGGACGGCCCACUGCCCACAGUGGAGGAGCUGAAGGAGGCGCUGGAGAGCGGGCGGCUGGAGGCGGCGCGGCCGCUGCUGGCGCUGGAGCGGGAGCUGGAGGCGGCGGCGGCGGCGGGCGCGAGCGAGACGGAGCUGGUGCUGCGGCAGAGCAAGGUGGAGGCGCUGUACGCGCUGCUGCGGCCGCAGGUGCUGGGCGUGCUGCGGCGGCCCCUGGAGGCGGCGCCGGGCCGGCUGCGCCAGGCGCUGGCGGUGCUGCAGGAGCAGGAGCGCGAGGACCGGCGCGCGGCGGCGGCGGGGCCCGGGGCGGCGGCGCUGGCGCCCGCGCGGCCGCGGCGCUGGCUGCAGCUGUGGCGCGGCGCGGUGGCCGAGGCGGCGGCCGAGCGCAUGGCGCGGCCGGCCGCGGGCGCCGCGGGCGCCGCGGGCCGCUCGGAGGCCGAGAGCGCCUUCCUGCGCAUGGGCCGCACCAUGAAGGAGGACCUGGGCGCCGUGGUGGAGCGGCUCAAGCCGCUCUUCCCCGCCGAGUUCGACGUGGUGGCCACCUACGCCCGCAGCUACCACCAGCUCUUCGCGGCGCACGCGGGCGCCCUGGCGCAGUUCGAGCUGUGCGAGCGCGACACCUACCUGCUGCUGCUCUGGGCGCAGAACUUGUACCCCAAUGAAAUCCUCAACAGCCCCAAGCUGGCGGGGGAGCUGCAAGGCGUGGGUCUGGGGGGCCUCCUAAGCACCCAGCAGAUCAGACUGCUGGAGAACACGUUCCUGUCCAAUGAGGUGGCCAACAUGAGAGAGCUGAUGACCCGAGCCUUGAACCUGGAGUCCCAGCGCUGGGCCCAAGAUGUGGCCCCCCAGAGGCUGGACGGCCACUGCCACAGCGAGCUGGCCAUAGAUAUCAUUCAGAUCAUCUCCCAAGGUCAGACCAAGGCCGGGUCCAUCACCCCCGCCCUGGCCACGCAGGUAUCCCACAUGCUGCUGGUGGAGCUGCUUGGGCUCCUGAGGAGCUACCAGUGCGCCUUUGAUGAGUUUCUGGAGAGAGGCAGACAGCUGAGACACUACAGGGCCAAUGUCAUGGCCAACAUCAACAACUGCCUGUCUUUCCGGACAUCCAUGGAAUCCAUGGAGCAGAACCAGCAGAUACCACAGAAUCUCCUAGGCCACCUGCUGACCCCCCUAACUGAGCUCAAGGCUCGUGGCUUCCACACCCUGCUCCAGAGCCUGUUCACGGACCUGAAGCCGCUCUUUAAGAGGUUCACGCAGACCCGCUGGGCGGCAGCUGCAGAGACCCUGGAUGAGAUCCUGGCCCUGGUGUCUCAGAGGCUGCCCGAGUUCUUGGAACUGCACGCCUGUUUCCGGGAGGAGCUCAUGGAGGCCGUGCACUUAAACCUGGUGAAGGAAUACAUCAUCCGCCUCAGCAAGCGGCGCCUGGUCCUCAAGACCGCAGAGCAGCAGCAGCAGCUGGCCAGGCACAUCCUGGCCAACGCCAACGCCAUCCAGCAUUUCUGCACGCACAAUGGGUCCCCCGCAACCUGGCUACACCCCGCCCUCCCCUCUCUCGCUGAGAUCAUCCGACUGCAGGACCCCAGCGCCAUCAAGAUCGAGGUGGCCACCUACGCCACCUGCUACCCUGACUUCAGCAAAGACCACCUGAGCGCCAUCCUGGCCAUCAAGGGGAACCUGUCCAGCAGCGACGUCAGGAGCAUCCGGAACAUUCUAGACAUCAGCACAGGGGUGCAGGAGCCCUCCAGGUCCCUGUUUUCACUUAUAAAUGUUGGUUAGCAUUUGCUGCGGUCUGACCUGCUUGUGAGGGACAGCGAGCAUCGGGCACUGUCCCACCGGCUCCUCCGCUCUGCCCGCUCCUUCUGCCAGCUAGGCACUGGACUAGAACCCCGGCAGCUGGAAGUGGACAGACUCCAGUCCGCUGAGGGAAGCUGCAGAUGGUGGCUAAUGGUGUGUGCCCAAAAAGAAGGGAGCCGGGCAAGGAGAGCCCGGCUUCUCCAGUCUGUGUCCUAACCAUGCGAGCAGCCCCUCCAGCUCUCCGGGGCUGGGGGCCGAGCCUCCUCCCUCCCAGCCACCACGAACUGGGCAGCAAGUCUAGACCUGAAGACUGAACCGGAAGGGAGUGGAAACGGUGGACUCUUCACUGGGAUCCUGUGGUGAGCGGGAGCAGAGUCAGCGUCAGAGCCCACUUCUGGAUUGUGCUGUGGUCCUGACAGGGCCAUCUGUCUGUCUAGGCUCCGGCCUAGACUCUCUGCACUCUUCGAGGACUCUGGAGAGUGGACACAGGAGGCUGAGCGUCUACCGCAGCUUGGCGCAGGCCGCUAGGCGCCUGCGUGACUGAGGACGGGCUGGGCGGGGCGAGCUCUGGGUUCCUUCCCUGCUGCUGCUGUAGCACGUCUCCACGUGCUCGGUCUGGAUUCUGACCACAGAAAAUCAAUUGUGGGAGGAGGCAGGAUUUGGGGAGGCGCUUCCGGGCCUCCCACCCGCAGGGCCUGCGGCGCGGCGUGGCAUCAGUCCUCUCCCACGCGCUGCCUCCCGCUCCAAAACCAAAGGCCCCCGUCGAGAACCUUCACCCGUCUCCGCUUUAAGGUCAGCUGUAAGCGACCUCCGUUCCCAUCUUCUGUGUCACCAACAGUCACGCUGUCUAGAAUUGGCACGAGAACACCGUGGGGCAGCCGUUCUGCUCGUCCCCCCCCCC
Molecule: messenger RNA, 3278 nt
Organism: Dipodomys spectabilis (banner-tailed kangaroo rat)
Lineage: Eukaryota; Metazoa; Chordata; Mammalia; Rodentia; Heteromyidae
Gene: Tnfaip2
Product: TNF alpha induced protein 2
Exons: 12
Coding region: 275-2359 (694 amino acids)
Biological process (GO): exocytosis; exocyst localization
Cellular component (GO): exocyst
Molecular function (GO): SNARE binding
Source: RefSeq, a predicted model, not a curated record